AUGUACCUUGCAAAUGGGCGAGGGUGGAAGCGGAAGACGACAAGAACAGUGGAAAGUGGAAAAGAAGGAGAGCACGGAAACGACAGCGAGAGCAAGAUCGUGGGAGCAAAUGGCAAGCGAGGAGUGAAGCGACGGCAGGACUCAAGAGCAGCAGUCAUGAACCGCGACAGCUACAGCAACGGCAGCAGCAGCGACUGGGAAGGCCAGUCCUCAAUGGCAACAACACAGUGGAUUUGGACGCCGCAGAACACGAGCGAGCAGCGAGCGCACAGACAGCACAGGGGAGAGUAA
Molecule: messenger RNA, 291 nt
Organism: Colletotrichum spaethianum
Lineage: Eukaryota; Fungi; Ascomycota; Sordariomycetes; Glomerellales; Glomerellaceae
Exons: 1
Coding region: 1-291 (96 amino acids)
Source: RefSeq, a predicted model, not a curated record